This is a messenger RNA of Jatropha curcas, 2126 nucleotides long. RefSeq lists its product as hypothetical. NCBI's taxonomy places the organism in Eukaryota, Viridiplantae, Streptophyta, Magnoliopsida, Malpighiales, Euphorbiaceae. The record is from RefSeq and is a predicted model, not a curated record. Gene Ontology annotation, cellular component: NuA4 histone acetyltransferase complex. Gene Ontology annotation, biological process: regulation of transcription by RNA polymerase II.
GACCGGGCCCAAUAAAAUCUUCUCUUGCGAACCAAACGAUUCCGAUUUCGAAGUUCGAACCCGGACAUCUCCCUCUCAAGUCUCAUCUCUGCUCUCCCUCUUCUCUCACGCGCGCACAGAACAGAUCCUACCUUUUUGCCCUUUUGAUUUGAGAUCUGUUAUCCCUUUCACAAACCCUAACAAACGCAUACUCGACAAUUAAGAAAGAGAGGAAUCGCAAAACCCUAGCAGAGAGGAGAGGUCUGGUCAAAAAGCAGAAAAUUCUCUCCUUUUAUGAAACUGUUGCAGUAUUGAACCCUAAACACGAUUUACUAAGAAUUAACUGACUGGCAUAGAAGAUAGGAGAUGAAUGUGUUGCAGAGACAUAUUUAUAAGAAAAAAUAAUGAGUAGGUUGUCAUUCAGGCCACGGCCAUUGGACAUUCAUAAGAAGCUCCCAAUUGUUAAGUCAGUAAAAGAUUUUGAAGAAGAUGAUACUCCCACUUCUACUCGCAACUCUCAGCUCCUUCGCAUUGCUUCUAUCGAGGUCGAUAAUGAGGUGCACCAUAUCCCUAGCAAGAAACUAGCUCCCGAAAUACCCACUCCUCAGUUUGUUAUUGUUGAUACUUAUGAAAGAGACUAUUCACGCACUUUCAGUCAACCCACAUCCUAUCUACGAGCGAGAGGAGCUCGAGCGGAGAUUGGAGAGUUUGUUGAGUACGAUUUAGACAAUGAAGAUGAGGAUUGGCUUCAAGACUUCAACAAAGAAAGGAAGAAUCUUUCACCUGAAAGGUUUGAAAGUUUACUUUUCAAAUUGGAGGUCCUGGAUCAUAAAGCUCGGGAAAGAGCAGGGGUUAUAACUCCCACUCUUGGUUCACCAAUACCUGUACUUCUACAAUAUGAUUCUGCAAUUGAGGCCAUGCAAGCUCAAGUUCAGUCUACCAGAUAUGCAGUUUUUCAGUCUGUUUAUAAUUAUUGGAAGGAGAAGCGUGAAAGAUGGCAGAAGCCUAUUUUGCGGCGUCUGCAGCCUCCUCCACCAGUUAAUGAUACCAAUCCCUACAAUGUCUUCAGGCCAAGGGAGAAAGCUCACAGACUCCACACUAGAAGGAUGCAAAGGAGGGAAAAUAAUGUGCAGUCAUUUGAAAAGCUUCGCCAGGUCAGGAGAAACCUUGACCAAGCAAAGACAAUACUUGAGGCUCUAAUUAAGCGGGAGGAGAAAAAAAGAGAGGCAAUGGAAAGUGAAGUGAGCCUUCAAAGGAUCCAAAUGAAGUAUAAGCAUGAAACUGAGCUCCUUGAAGACAGUUUGGCUCUUCCUGGAUUCCCACCUGUCCCGUCCAAGUUUGCUUCAAGUGAAGAUGAGUUUGUAGAUUCAGAUGACCUAUCAAACAGCCGUCCACGUGCUCUACCUGCUGCAGUUCAAAAUCCUCCUUUCACAGAUUCUAUCCUUGCUGUGCCAGGAGGAACCAUGAAGCAAGAGUUUAGGCGGCGACAUAUGCCACAUGGUUGGCUUAAUAAAAUGGAUCCUCUGGAGCCAGUUCUAUUGUUCACAAAGCCUCUAGUUCCAGAAAAGUUGGCAGCUGCAGGCAUUGUGCCACCAGUAGAUUCAUCGUCAAAGAAUGGUACAUCCAACCCUCCUUACCGAUUUCAUGGGAGGAUUGGCCGAGGUGGACGAAUUGUAUUUGAUAGAUGGAAUCCAUUUUUGCAGACUCCAAUAGAUCUUAGCAACUCUUUUUACUUGCCGCCAAGACCUCGCCCUUCAAGGUAUAAUUGAUAUGAUUACUUGCAUUGUCUUAGAUCCUGCUGUGGCUGAUCACACUCUGGAAAUAGGUUCAGAUGAUAUUUAUUGUAAUUAUGCAAUGUAAAUCAAAGAAACAUUUUUAGAGAUAGCAAAUGCUACGGUGCGCCGUGUGAAAGGGUAUUUGGCGCGGUGGCAGCAAAUCACACCUCAUGUAACUGAGUUUUCUUUGGUACAUGUCUGUUAGGAAAAAGAUGCCUCUGCUCUCUUCUUUACUUGUAUUUAUCAGCAGCACUUGCAGGUGCUUGUAGAAAGGUAAUGCCGACCUUAGAUUUGACCGACACAGAUUGCUGUCGUCAAUUUCUCUCUUCUGAAGAGUGCUAAAUGUUACCAAUUGGCUUUUAUAUAUAUAUA